Messenger RNA from Aethina tumida (small hive beetle), 2732 nucleotides. RefSeq names its product protein limb expression 1 homolog (gene lft). The transcript is spliced from 3 exons. Bases 779 to 1681 code for a protein of 300 amino acids. NCBI's taxonomy places the organism in Eukaryota, Metazoa, Arthropoda, Insecta, Coleoptera, Nitidulidae. Gene Ontology annotation, cellular component: cytoplasm. Gene Ontology annotation, biological process: autophagosome maturation. The record is from RefSeq and is a predicted model, not a curated record.
UGGAGCGGGAUAAAGUGCGAACUGGAACUCGAACCCGAACCCGAACCCGACGUUGAGUGCAGAGUGAGAGUACGAUUAUUGCGGAGCAGAUAAGAGAGCAAGCAGAGCAAAGUGGCGAGCAGACAGCGAAGUAGCAGGCAGAAAGGCAAGAAGGCAAGCAGGCAAGCAGGCAAGCAGGCGGGCAGGCAGGCAGGCACGGCAGCGAUACGAGAGCGAACCACGAAGUAAGAAGAAGUACUAGAGAGUGGUAGAGUAGUGUGUAGUCGAGUACUCGUUCGGCUGUCGUUUUCAAGGAUUUCCAAUUUGCAGUUACGCAGCCGAUUGUCGGUCUCCGUUUGUUGCUGGUGUAUAGCCGUCGCCCUCUCGACUUGGAGGUCUCACUCUAUGACAAAGGAGCGGCUACAGCUGUGGCUGUGGCUGUGGCUGUGCUGUGCCAAGUACCCAGCACCGACAGAACAGAACAGACCUCAGCCGGUGUUCGUCGCGUUAAUCUAAGCGGAUGUUGGUACCGGUAUUUGGUGGUCAGCUCACUACGGCCACACUCGUACUUCGUCUGCUAGUCUGCUAGGUCUGGUUGAUGGGUAUUUGGGCGCUCGGUGAAUGAAUUUUUGUGUGUGAAUUGAUAAGAGUGAGGAAGUGUAUCCGGAGGCCAGCAUAGCAACAGAGGCAAGUUCCAGAAGCUACCGGGUCGGCCCCGGUACGGGAUGAUUUCAAUGUGCGCGCGCCCACUUUACCCACUGUAUAGUCAAGUACCGCGGCCCUGCAGUAGUGCUCAUUGAUGCGAAGUGCAUGUGCUAGCCGCGAUAUCGUUUCGCGGCGCAUACUUGACUCCAACGGCCCGUCCGAUGCCUCUGGCCCUGGAACCCUUGGAGCCGCUUCACCCUCCACUCCGCCCUCCGCCACUGACAUGAUGGUCUAUCCCGACCCCCAGUGGACUCCCAUGCUCCAGCUUUACGAUGAUGUCGGGUACCGUGUUAACGUCGUGGAGGCUCUCCAAGAGUUCUGGCAGAUGAAGCUGGCGAGAGGUGCCGAUUUGAGGAAUGGAGCUUUGGUGAUCUACGAGUCGGUACCAUCCAACGCCCAACCGUACGUGUGCUAUGUCACACUUCCCGGCGGAUCAUGUUUUGGCAGUUUUCAGAACUGCCCGACGAAAGCCGAAGCGAGGAGGAGCGCCGCGAAAAUAGCUUUAAUGAAUUCGGUGUUCAACGAGCACCCGUCCAGACGCAUAUCCGACGACUUCAUCGAGAAAGCUGUGGCCGAAGCUAGAACAUCGUUCAAGGGCGAAUCGGAGGAGGCGGACAACCCGAACACCGGAAUCGGGGCGUUCCGGUUCAUGUUGGAGUCCAACAAGGGCCGCACCAUGCUCGAGUUCCAGGAGCUGAUGACGGUGUUCCAGCUGCUCCACUGGAACGGCAGCCUGAAGGCGAUGAGGGAGCGGCAGUGCAGCAGACAGGAGGUGGUGGCCCACUACUCGAACCGUGCCCUCGACGACGACAUGAGAUCGCAAAUGGCGCUGGACUGGAUCGCCAGGGAGCAGGAGUGCGCCGGAUCGUUGAGGAAGGAGCUGAACCAGGCGGAGAGGGAGCUGGAAUCGGCACGGCUGGCCGGACGGGAGUUGAGGUUUCCCAAAGAAAAGAAGGAUAUUCUUAUUUUGGCCCAUAGUCAGGUCAAUGUCAGUUAACGAUCUGAUCUCUGAGAGUCUUGUGUAGUCGUUUUUAUAUGCAACAGUUGGUCUGGAUCGGGCUACAGAAGACGGUACAUCUUUUCAAAGUGCUGCUUCUUCCCUUAUUUACUAACUUUUACACGCUGAAGAAGGCGCACUUUGGAAACGGUGAUGAUGUGAAUUUACGUGAUAUAUAAGUAUAAGUGUUUUUUAAAAACUAAUUUUUAAAGUUACGGUUACGGAUAAUGAAAUUGUACUUGCUUUUUUUGAAAAACAAUAAAGUAUAAUAACUAUAAUAACUACAUAUGAUGUAUGCCGCAUUUGAUACAGUAAAAAUAGAAACAAUAUAUAUUUAAGGCGUUUAAAAAUUAUGAAACAGUAACCCAGUUCCUAAAUUAUCUUCUAAUUUGUGCAUCCCGAAACGGUUUUCGAAAAAACGUAUUUAGCCAUUGAUUUGUUCACGUUUUUUGAACGCCUUGUUGCAUAAAAAAUUUCGCUAUACGUUUCGUUAGUAAUUAUGAGACUGUUUUGUUAUUUUAAGUAAAUUAUUUAAUAUUUGAAACGUUUGGCAGUGAAAGGUCUUAAUCAAAAUGUGCAAUCAUCUAGUAAGAGAAAAAUUGGUGUUAUCUGAAGAAAUUUUAAAACAUUUUUCUGUCGAAUGUUUCAUUUUAUGUUGAUAUUGUAAAAUAGGACUGUCAAAGCCUUGAUUAUUGUUUUAAAGAUCUCUUGCUUUAAUAUAUUGUUAAUAUGUUAUCUUACAAAAACCUGCUUCCGAAUAAGGCUGAGCAUUGGUUCAGAACCAAUACUUGCGGCAGCUACGUCAACAUUAACAAUGACUUGACUUGGUUCAUCUUUUCGAAAAUUUGUUACUUUGUAAAUAAGUGGAAUUUGGUUUUUGUGUGAGUGCAGAUUAACAGAGUUUAAGAAUUUGGAGCCUUAGACUUUGUUAAUGUGUGUCGUGAAACAUAUUGCUCGUUAAGUUGUUGACUGAUUUACUAAGAUGCUGUUGCUAAUUUCUUCGCUAACUGAACAUUUUUAUUAUAUUAAUAAACUUUUCCAUUUAACCGUU